AUCACAGAAAAUUUUUGUUAGUAACUAGUAGUUUUACAUUACUAGCAGAAGAUUGUCGAGCCUAAUUAAAUUUUAGUUCAGUAUCGUUAAUUUUUUUUAAAAUGAACACGGUCUUAGUGUAUAUUUUGGGAUCUAAAUUAUUAAAAUCAUUCAAAUGUUAAUUGUAAUUCUGUAAAUAUUGAAUUGUGCUUCCUUGUGUCAAAUUUCCUGGAAUAACCUAUUUUGCGUAUUUUACACAUAUUCUUCAACCUAAUUUGCCAUCUGGAACUGAAUAUAUUCUAAGUGUUGUAAAUUAUUAGUUUACAAUACCUAAUUUCGUGCAGUUAACACUCAUAAGUUUUCUGUUACAGUUUAUUCAAUCAAUAAUACAAAUUAGAAAUUCUAUUAAAUAGAUAAUUAACUUUAUAAGUUUUUUCAUCAGACAUGAAAAUGGUGUUGUCUCAAAGACAGAGAGAAGAAUUAAAUAAAGCAAUAGCUGAUUACUUAAGUAGUAACAAUUAUAACAAUGCUUUGGAAGGUUUAAAACAGGAUACAGAUAUGCCAGGAGAAGUCGAAAAUAAAUAUGGUGGCUUAUUAGAAAAAAAAUGGACGUCUGUAAUUAGAUUGCAAAAAAAAGUCAGUGAAUUAGAAUCAAAACUUUCUGAAUAUGAAAAAGAAAUAAGUUCUGGUGCACCUAAAAGGGCUUUGCGUUCACCAAGUGAUUGGAUACCAAGAGCGCCAGAAACUCAUUGUUUGACUGGGCAUAGAGAAACUGUGAUAAAAGUUAUAUUUCACCCAGUUUUUAAUAUUCUUGUUUCUGCAAGUGAAGAUGCUACAAUAAAAAGUUGGGAUUAUGAGACUGGUGAAUAUGAAAGAACAUUAAAAGGCCAUACAGAAGCCAUUCAAGAUAUUGCAUUUGAUGAAAAUGGCAAAUUAUUAGUGUCGUGUAGUGCUGAUAUGAGCAUAAAGUUAUGGGAUUUUAGCCAAACAUAUGAAUGCAUUAGAACUAUGCAAGGUCAUGAACACAGUGUAUCUGGAGUGUGUUUUCUUAAAGGUGGAGAUUUCAUAGUGUCUUCGUCUAGAGAUAAAACUAUUAAAAUGUGGGAAGUUAAUACAGGUUAUUGUGUUAAGACAUUUACUGGCCACCGUGAGUGGGUUAGAAAAGUAAAAGUUUCUCCUUGUGGACAGUUACUAGCAUCGUGUUCUAAUGAUCAUACUGUUAAAGUUUGGAUAAUUGCAGCUACUCAAUGCAAAGCAGAUUUAAGGGGUCAUGAACAUGUUGUCGAAUGCAUAGCGUGGGCACCUGCUGCUGCAUCAUCAGCUAUUAAUGAAGGUGCUGGAGUAGAUAAAAAAAAAAAUGGAUAUGAAGGCCCUUUUAUUAUUUCUGGUUCAAGAGAUAAAUCAAUAAAAAUGUGGGAUGUAGCUUCACGUUCGUGUUUAUUUACCUUAGUUGGUCAUGAUAAUUGGGUACGUAGUUUAGUUUUCCACCCUGGAGGCAAAUAUGUAAUAUCUGCAAGUGAUGAUAAAACACUUAGAAUUUGGGAUUUAGCAAAUAAACGAAAUAUGAAAACUUUAUUAGCACACAGUCAUUUUUGUACUACUGUAGAUUUUCAUCGAUCACAGCCUUGUGUUAUCACUGGUAGCGUGGAUAAGACUAUUAAAGUUUGGGAUUGUCGCUGAUCAGGAAACUCAGUAAUGUAAAAAAUGCCUUGCUAUUCUAAAUCUAAACAAUAUCUCCACUUCAAUAAUUCAGUUUAAGUUUACAUUUCUAGUCUAUUAUAGAAGUAAAGGUGAUAUUGAUGCCCAACUUUUAUUGUUUAUGUAAAAGUAACACUGCUUUAUUUUUUAUUAUUACUAUUAUUAUAAUUAUAUAUUUUUUGAUUAUUUA
This is a messenger RNA of Daktulosphaira vitifoliae (grape phylloxera), 1867 nucleotides long. RefSeq names its product lissencephaly-1 homolog (gene Lis-1). The coding region runs from base 424 to 1659 and encodes 411 amino acids. The record is from RefSeq and is a predicted model, not a curated record. NCBI's taxonomy places the organism in Eukaryota, Metazoa, Arthropoda, Insecta, Hemiptera, Phylloxeridae. Gene Ontology annotation, molecular function: protein binding. The transcript is spliced from 9 exons.